UUCCAUGAGGCUUUAACAUUUCCUCUAUCUACUGUCUUCCUCUUUCCCCAAAUACCAUUGCCAGGUAACUAACUGUGGAUUACACUAAUUGAGCCCUCUGAAAGCGAUCUCUUAAUUUUACACUUCACACACUCUCUCUCUUCUCUUUUUCUCUCUCCGUCUCUUCCCUUUUCUCUCUCUUUUCUUUCUCCCUCUGCUUCUUCAGUAACUCUGUCCACUUGACCAUCAUUCCCCUAAGAUAAUAAUUUGCUGUCUUGCAGCUUUUAAAACAGGAUGUUUUGUAGACAUGUAAAGUCACACGCACAGAAAUAAAUGUAUGUAGCAUGUGUCUCUAAUGUGCACAGACCUCCCACUAUACAUUGGUGAUCUAUUACUCCGAUCAUCAUUAACGGUGAUCCUUCCUAGUCAGGAGGAAUGGGUUUUCCUUUGUGGGAGAUGAAGACUUUCCUUUGGUUGAGGAGGAAAGGAUUAGAGAUCUGGGCAGGCUAGACAUCCACAAAUCCAUGGGCCCUGAUGGGAUGCACCCACGGGUACUGAGGGAGCUGGCGGAUGUUACUGCUAAGUUGCUCUCCAUCAUCUUUGAAAGGUCCUGGAGAGGUGCCUGAGGACUGGAAGAAAGCCAGUGUCACUGCUGUCUCCAAGGACAAGAAGGAGGACCCAGGCAACUAUAGACCAGUCAGCCUCACCUCCAUCCCUGGAAAGGUGAUGGAACAGCUCAUUCUGGAUGUCAUCUCCAGACAUAUGGAGACAUACUCUUGAACCAGCAGGCUAAAGCUCAUCACUUGGUAGGUAACAAAACAUCUCACAGUCUGGUCUCACAACAAGGCUGGGAACUGAAAUUGUUCUAAGAAUCUCGCUGCAGAGCAACUGUGGUUGCAGUGUUUCAUCACCAUGGACACAUACAGCUUGUAAACAACACCGCUGUUCAGAAAUCACAGUCUGGCUAUCUUCAAAUGCUGUCUCGUAAGCCAGGAGGAGCAAGGCAGAAGAAACUAUCUUGAAACUUGAAGACCAUAAGAGCUGGAAAGAGUUUGAGACAUUACUGUGAAGUAUGACAUCCAAGAAAAAGAAGCUGAAACAAGACACCACAGGUGCAGAAACAAAUAAGGAAGGACUAAGAACCAAGAAUGGAGACAUAUCCAAAGGAAGAAGUCCCAUGGAAAUGCUUGUCAGAGAGAGGAAGCAGUAUCUGCAGAAGGAAUACAAGACCCUUACUGAACAUAUGAACACAUACAUGGGAAGAGUGGAGCACUUCCUCCAUGAGAAUGAUAUCCUAGAAAAGGAAGCUCAACAGAAUCAGGAAGAGAGCAACGCUUACCUCUCCUACAUAACAAAAUACAGCCAGAAGUGCCAGAAUGUGAUAAUAACAUUAAAUGAUCAGAAUCACACUGAUCUAUCUCAAAUUGGGAAGCAGAAAGAGAAGCUAAUCUCAGAGUAUACAGAAAAAGAGAAGGAGAUAAGGAACUACCUUAUAGAUAUGGAGACAAAGUACACUCUUAUGAACAAGGAGGUUGAAGACUUGCAGCCUUUCAAAGACCUGCAGCUGGAACAGAUGAACAAGAUUAAGGACCUGGAGAAGGAGUUGUUGGUCACAAGGAUCCAGCAUUCAGAACAAAUGCACAAAAUCAAGAGCAGAUUUCUCCAGGCCAAGGCUGCCUGUGAGGCAGAGUCUCAUCAGAAGAUCCAAGUUCAGACAAAGAAAGCAGAAGAAGCAGCAGUACAAUCUCUGAUUCAGCAUGCCAAACAAAUAAAAGCUGAGAACUGGCAUCUACGCCAGGAAUUGCUCAAUCUCAUCCAAUGCUCACACAUUCUUAAAGCAAUCAGGCUUCAACUGAGCAAGCAGCAGCAGCAGCUUCUUCAGGAGAACCAGUACAGCCAGGACAUGGCACGCAUGCGUCGUUGGUUUCCCCAAGAUGAGGUAUAUGAUGCAAACAGGUAAACCUACAGCUUCCAUAGCCCCUUCAGAUGUGUGCAUUAGCCCAGAAGAAACACUUCUCUACUCCUCACUCAUACCAAUUUAUCAUUAGACAUAGCUGGACUGUUGUUACUACUAAUCAGGUAACAAAGUAUGCAAAAGUAAGGCGAAUAGCUGAUUUGUUCUGUGCAUGGGUGAAUGGUUUGAUUUACACAGUUUGUGCUCAGAGCACAGUCCAAAUACCUCUUAAAAGUAACCUCACAUUUAGCUUCCACAACAUCCAUAUUAAGUAGCAGUUGAAACUGCAAUCCUUUCACUCCUCAAAAUAAAAUGAGAUUUUUUUCUUUGAGAACAGACUUUGAUAUUUGAUCAAUUAGUAACCUUCUACCUGUAAAUUAUGUUCUUAGACCUAGUGAGGCAACCUUUGUUACUUUUCACUGCCAGCUACACCUACAAACACCAUGAUAUGAACUGGUGUAGGUCACCUCCUACUUCCAGCAAUAUUCAUUUUCCCAAAACUUCUAGAAGGCAAAGAAUUUUAAUUAAUCUUUUACUAGUCUCCAAAGGAGGUAAAAUAAAUAAGCAACUACAUUAUUUAAUUAAUAUACAUAGUAAUAAAAGAUAUUCAACCUUUAGUCAGAACUAUCAAUAAACUAU
This is a messenger RNA of Rhea pennata, 2572 nucleotides long. RefSeq names its product coiled-coil domain containing 166 (gene CCDC166). The record is from RefSeq and is a predicted model, not a curated record. NCBI's taxonomy places the organism in Eukaryota, Metazoa, Chordata, Aves, Rheiformes, Rheidae. Bases 1052 to 1939 code for a protein of 295 amino acids. The transcript is spliced from 3 exons.